GCGUUUUGCUUUUGAGCUGCGAACACAUCUGCCUUCUCUCUCUGUGCGGUCUCUCUCUUCAGCAAUUGGGGAUUUUCUGAGGGACAUCGCAGAUCAAAUUAACGGAGUGACAAAAAUGGCCAUAUCUAAAGUUUCGUUUGCUGUCGCUGCUACAUUUGCUCUGGUUUUUGCUAUCGUCUUGCCUGCUGUUCACGGUCACUCUAUGCCUCCUGCUCCCGCCCCUGCCCCAGCCAGUGAUGGUACAACAAUUGAUCAGGGAAUAGCAUGCGUGCUGAUGCUACUUGCAUUGGUGCUCACAUACAUUAUCCACACCCUGGAUCUACCUUUCAAUUUCUGAGUUGACUCAGGAAAAUUACCAGUUUCAGCCUCUGGCCAGAAGGAUUGGAAAAGUCAUAAUGGAAUGAAUUCUAGUAGUGUUUUUUAGUAGGAAGUUUGUAGAUGGACAUGCAUGUAGCGGGUUGUAUCCAGUGUUCUGACUUAACAGAUUGUUCCAUUUGGUGCUGUUGGUGGUGCUAUAUUCAUCUUGGUUGAUAAUUUGAUUCACUCUUUUUUUUAUUCUUUCCAUUUUUUCUUCUUAAUUUCUCGUAAGAGUAUAACUAUUUUCCUUUAAAUGUUUUCCUCUGAGGAAUUUGGUGCUCUACUGGAUGAUUAAUGGAGUUGAUAAUGAGGUGAUUGCUUUAAACCUU
Ilex paraguariensis (yerba mate) is the source of this 686-nucleotide messenger RNA. Lineage: Eukaryota; Viridiplantae; Streptophyta; Magnoliopsida; Aquifoliales; Aquifoliaceae. The record is from the annotation of a GenBank genome assembly.